This is a messenger RNA of Chanos chanos (milkfish), 1053 nucleotides long. It is a transcript of the gene mtfr2, whose product is annotated as mitochondrial fission regulator 2. Gene Ontology annotation, cellular component: mitochondrion. The transcript has 7 exons. Gene Ontology annotation, biological process: mitochondrial fission; aerobic respiration. Bases 1 to 1053 code for a protein of 350 amino acids. NCBI's taxonomy places the organism in Eukaryota, Metazoa, Chordata, Actinopteri, Gonorynchiformes, Chanidae. The record is from RefSeq and is a predicted model, not a curated record.
AUGUCUCUUUUAGAAGACAUCGUUGAUUUGCUCCGCUAUGUCCUGGAAUAUUUUGGAGUUCCAACUGACAUGCUCGUUCCAGUCUGGGACAGUCCACUUUGUGGACAGUAUCGCAGUAUCGUCCGUAUGAUCGGGACAAAUCUACCUCUAAGCCCUAACCCUCGGGUCUUCUUCCAGAUUCCGCUGCAGACAUCUAAGAGGCACGGCCACAUCGAUGUUUCCUUGGAAACUCCUGCCAUUCCUUCGCUGGCUGAUGUGUUGUGGCUUGCGGAGGAUGAGGGAGAGAGCUUCGCGAAGUUCAGGAAUGCUCUCCCAUUUAAAAGAAACACUGUACCACAAGGUUUUAUGACUCCUCCAGUCCAUCCUGGAGGCUCGGCGUCUGUGAUCAUGCCUGUCCAGCAGGGGGCCAGGGUGACUGGACAGAGAAGUCACCCAGAGGCUCUGCAGAAGAUCACUGCUUUGGAAGCGGAGCUGAUGAGGCUCCGUGCACAGAUCGCCAUGAUUGUUACUUCUUCCUCAGGUCCUUCCACCUUACCAUGUGAUCCAGGUACCCCUUGUUCAGUUCCUCUGUCAGCUCCAGCACUUACAUCCACCCCUGUCUGCCCACCUCCCCCACCACCUCCACUGCCUCCUCCUCUCCCACCUGCUGCUCCUCAUGGCUCUUCAGACAUAUCUGUACUGGAGGUGAUUAAACAGAGGCGGGAGGGCAGGGCAGAGCGGCCAAAGCAGGGUGAGCCGUCCGCGGGCACAGUUCCUGCUGCCGUCCCCUCCAUGCUGGAGGUACUAAAGGACUUGAACCAGGUCAGACUCCGGGCUACCGAGAGAUCUCCAGGGGGAACUCCAGUGAGGAAGAGGAGGAGUAAGGGCAACGUGUGUCCAUCAGACCCUGCGGCUUUGAUUGCAGAGGCUCUGAAGAGGAAGUUUUCACACAGACAGCAGGACGAUUCGUUUGACAAAGAGAACCGCUCUGCUGAGCCCUCACCAUUCAGCAGUCCAGACACACCACGCAUCUCCCAUCACACUAGACGCAGCCAGGGUCGUAUGCACCUGUGA